AUGUCUACUUCCUUUCCUCCGCCUCAGCCAACCUUCAACCCGUCUCACAAGGUGGGAGGGAACCCCCAGACUACCGAUGUCAAUGCCCAGUACUAUGGCUGGGAAUGGGAAUAUGUCUUCCAGGUCAUCAUGGGCUGCUUCGUCUUCCUCAUCGUCCCCGGUAUCGGUCUCCUCUACGGCGGCAUGACCCGGCGCAAGAGUGCUCUUGCAAUGAUCUUCCAGUCGUUGACUGUGAUGGCAAUGGUAACGUUCCAAUGGACUUUCUGGGGCUUCACACUGGCCUUCUCGAGGACCGGCGGACCAUUCAUUGGUGACAUGAGCAACUUCGGCUUGAUCAACACCAUGGCUGCGCCCUCGUGGGGAUCGACCGUCAUCCCCGACAUCGUCUUCUGCUUCUACGAGCUCAUGUUCGCCGCAUGUGCGACUAUGAUCGUUGUCGGCGGCUCGUUUGAGCGCGGUCGCGUCCUUCCAUCCAUCAUCUUCGGGUUCUGCUGGGUUACGAUCUGCUACUGCCCAAUCGCAUACUGGACGUGGAACGCCAAUGGAUGGCUCUACAAAUUCGGCGCCCUCGAUUUCGCCGGCGGCGGACCCGUCCACAUAUCCUCCGGCGCCGCUGCACUCGCCUAUGCACUCAUCCUCGGAAAGCGCAGCCGUCACGGCGAGAAACACGUCUACAAACCCCACAACGUCACCAUUGUCUUCCUCGGCACCGUCCUCAUCUGGUUCGGCUGGUUCGGCUUCAACGGCGGCUCCGCGCUCAACGCCAGUAUCCGCGGCAUGGUGGCCGUCUGGAACACCAACCUUGCUGCUUCGACGGGUGUGCUCGGGUGGUCUAUCUUUCACUACUGUUUCCGCGGACGGAAGUUCUCCGUCAUCGGCGCCUGCGAAGGUGCAAUCGCCGGGUUGGUCGGCAUCACGCCGGCUGCCGGGUUCGUGACGGUCUGGUAUGCGGCGGCCAUUGGCUUUAUCACGGCGAUCGUCAUAUGCUUGUUCGAGAACGUUAGCGAUUGGCUCCGCAUUGACGACGGGCUGGCGGUCUUCAAGCUUCAUGGCAUUGGUGGCAUGGUCGGCGCUUUCUUGACUGGUAUCUUCGCGACAGCCGAGAUCAGCGCACUGGACGGCAUCCCAACCAUCGUGCAUGGCGGCGUCGACGGCAACGGCGUGCAGAUUGGCAAGCAGCUUGCUGAGAUCUGCGCGAUAUUCGCUUGGUCGUUCGUCAUGAGUGUCAUCAUGUUGUUGAUCCUCAAGUUCAUUCCGGGCAUGCACCUGCGUGUCAGCGAUGAUGUGGAGGAGAUUGGUCUGGAUCUCGACCAGUUCAAUGACGAGGUUGUGGGUGAGUGGGGUCUAUACGACACAGAGGACGGGCAUGAGAGGAGGGGCUCGAUGAUCCGCGGCGUUGCUGUUGCGGCUCCCGCCAGCGCUACCGUUGAGACUGGAAGCGACAUGACGCCGGUCGAGGAAAACCGGGAGGAGAAGGAAAUGAAAUGA
Molecule: messenger RNA, 1488 nt
Organism: Saxophila tyrrhenica
Lineage: Eukaryota; Fungi; Ascomycota; Dothideomycetes; Mycosphaerellales; Extremaceae
Exons: 6
Coding region: 1-1488 (495 amino acids)
Biological process (GO): ammonium transmembrane transport
Cellular component (GO): plasma membrane
Molecular function (GO): ammonium channel activity
Source: RefSeq, a predicted model, not a curated record